Messenger RNA from Pseudophryne corroboree (corroboree frog), 4456 nucleotides. Its product is annotated as oocyte zinc finger protein XlCOF6-like. The record is from RefSeq and is a predicted model, not a curated record. Gene Ontology annotation, biological process: regulation of transcription by RNA polymerase II. The transcript is spliced from 12 exons. Bases 409 to 3102 code for a protein of 897 amino acids. NCBI's taxonomy places the organism in Eukaryota, Metazoa, Chordata, Amphibia, Anura, Myobatrachidae. Gene Ontology annotation, molecular function: RNA polymerase II cis-regulatory region sequence-specific DNA binding; DNA-binding transcription factor activity.
AAACGGUAUCUGACUGGUCAUAGCUUUAUCACUAGAGGAAAAGUGGUGCUUAACUUCACUGUCCAUAGUGUCAACGGCGGCCAUGUUCUUAUGUUUCCAAAGACUUUAACAUCAUUUCCUCUGCUUCUACCAAGUGACGCUCUGGAGGGGGCGGGAUAACAGUUUUCAGCCGCCAUUUGAGAGACACGUCCAGAAAUACAGGAAUACAGAGGACCCAGCUGAUAAUUCAGCUUGAUGAUGAAUGGGCCAGAGGAGAAAAAGUAGAGCCAGCUGUCAGCAGAGAUGGAAGUAUAAAUGACUGUGUGAGCUUUACAGAGGCAGUUGGGUUGAGUGUUGAACUGCGAGGAAUCUUGACUAGAAAUCACGUGACAAUGGGAUGCCUCCUGUAUAAAUCACUGAUCACUGAGGAUGGACAAGGACAGGAGUCACAUAAAUGAAAGGAUAUUAAAGCUUACCCUUGAGAUCAUCUACCUGCUGACUGGGGAGGAUUACACAGUAGUGAAGAAGACGUCUUCUAAGUAUAUAACCUCCAGUAGCCAUCCCAGUGAGUCAAGAGGACUGAGCAGGACCUGGAGCCCCAUCACUGUGCCUCCACCUCACUCACUGAUACACGAGAGAGACAAUGAGCAGAAGAUCCUAGAACUCACCAAGAAGAUCAUUCAGCUGCUGACUGGAGAGGUUCCUAUAAGGUGUCAGGAUGUCAUUGGCUGUCUCUCCAUGCAGGAGGGAGAGUAUUUAAAAGAACACAAGGGUCUGUACAAGGACAUCAUGAUGGAGAAUUACUGGCAUCUCACAUCACUGGAUGGACCCAGUAACACAAAUACCCCAGAGAGAUGUCCCCGUCCUCUUUAUUCACAGGACUGUGCAGCUGUAAACUCCAAUAUCCCACAGGAGUAUCAGGCUCAAGACAUGACUAGUCUUAAGUUAGAAGAGGGAGAAGAAGAGACGUAUGUGAGGGGUUAUCAGCAGUGUAAGGAGGAGGAAAUCCCUACAGAUAUCAGCACAGAUGUACCCAGUAACAGAGAUACCCCAGAGAGAUGUCCCCGUCCUCUAUAUACACAGGACUGUACAGAAGAGAAUCACAGGACCCCACAGGAUGAUCGGGGUGUACAUCUGACUAAUGUUAAGGUAGAAGAUAUAGAGGGAGAAGAGGAGACGUAUGUGAGAGGUGAUCAGCAGUGUAAGGAGGAGGAAAUCCCUACAGAUAUCAGCACAGAUGGACCCAGUAACAGAGAUACCGCAGAGAGAUGUCCCCGUCCUCUUUAUUCCCAGGACUGUACAGAGGAGAAUCAUUGGAUUCCACAGGAAGAUCAGGGUGAUGACCUGACUGAUAUCAAUAUAAAAUAUAUAAAGAGAGAAGAAGAGACGUAUGUGUGGGGUGACCAGCAGUGUAAGGAGGAGGAAAUCCUUACAGAUACCAACACAGAUGGGCGCACAAACAGGAAUAUCUCUGAUGAAAUUCUUAUUUUAUCUCCAGAUGUUAAGAAAGAAGAUAGAAACAGCACACAAGGUUCUGCAGGAGAAAAUCAAAUCACUCUAAAUACACAUCCAGUACAUCAGAGUGCAGAUAGAUCAUCUGAUCCCUCUAAUCAUGAGAAAUGUUCUCCUGGUAACUCCGAUUUUGCUGGACAUAGUACAGCUCAUAAUGAUGAUAAAUUAUUUUCUUGUUCUGUAUGUAGCAAGAGUUUUAUACAUCAGUCUGCCUUGGUUAGACAUCAGAAAACUCACACAGCUGGGAAACCAUUUCAAUGUCCUGAGUGUGGGAAAUGUUUUACAAAGAGAUAUAUUCUUGUUAGACAUCAGAGGCUUCACACAGGCGAGAAGUUAUUUUCAUGCUCUCAGUGUGGAAAAUGUUUUACAAGUAAAUCUAUUCUUAUUACACAUCAGAAAUUUCACACAGGGGAGAAACCGUUUCCGUGCUCUGAUUGUGGGAAAUGUUUUGCACGGAAAUCAAAUCUCAUUGAACAUCAGACACUUCACACAGGUGUGACACCUUUUCCAUGCUCUGAGUGCGGGAAAUAUUUUACACGGAAAUCAAAUCUCGUUGAACAUCAGAGACUUCACACAGGUGAGAAACCAUUUCCAUGCUCCGAGUGUGGCAAAUGCUUUACUUAUAAAUCAAGUCUUGUGGAACAUCAGAGAACGCACACGGGUGAGAAACCGUUUCCAUGUUCUGAGUGUGGAAAAUGUUUUACAUAUAGAUCAGCUCUUGCUAUACAUCAAAGAAGUCACGCAGUGGAGAAUCAGUUUCCGUGUUCUGAGUGUGGGAAAGGUUUCACACAGAAUUCAGAUCUUGCUAAACAUCAGAGACUCCACACAGGUGAGAAACCAUUUGAAUGCUCUGAGUGUGGUAAAUGCUUUACAUAUGAAUCACGUCUAAUUCUACAUCAGAGCAUUCACGCACCUGAGAAACAAUUUCCAUGUUCUGAGUGUGGGAAAAAAUUUACACAAAAAACAGAUCUUGUUGAACACCAAAGAGUUCACACAGGUGAGAAACCCUUUCUGUGCUCGGAGUGUGGGAAAUGCUUUACAUAUAAAUCAAGUCUUAUAGAACAUCACAGAACUCACACAGGUGAGAAGCCAUUUGCAUGCUCCGAGUGUGACAAAUGUUUCACGUGGAAAUCAAAUCUUGUUGAACAUCAGAGACUUCACACAGGAGAGAAGCCAUUUCCAUGUACUGAGUGUGGGAAAUGUUUUGCGCAUAAAUUAGCUCUCAUUGUACAUCGGAGACGUCACACGGGUGAGAAACCAUUUUCAUGUCCUGUGUGUGGCAGAUGUUUUGCUCAUAAAUCCCAUCUUACUGAACAUCGUAUUACUCACACAGGUGAGAAACCGUUUCCAUGUUCUGAGUGUGCGCAAUGUUUUACACGCAAGUCAUCUCUUGUUAAGCAUCUGAGACUCCACACAGGUGAGAAACCAUUCCCAUGCGCAGAGUGUGGGAAAUGCUUUACAUAUAAAGCAAGUCUUAUGGAACAUCAGAGAAUUCACACAGGUGAAAAACCGUUCUCAUGUUCUGAGUGUGGGACCAGUUUCACAUAUAGAUCAGCUCUGGUUACACAUCAGAGAACUUGCACAGUUGAGAAACAAUUUCCAUGUAAGUGACUUGGGACGGUUAUGAUGGGCAUUCUAAGAUUUCCUAUCGACGUGUGCUGAGGUCUGAGUGGCAAGCAGGGGAGUUUUUACUGUACCUGUGGGAUCUGAGGUCUUGUGGAUGCAGUUUAUGGCAACUAGGAUACUCUGGAGCAAAUUAGUGGAAUUUUGGAUGGAAUAAUGUGAGCAUGCAGAGGUCAUUUUGAGACGGUGGUUUCAUUUUUUUGUAAAUCAUGGUUAAUUUGUGGCCCUUUUAAGGUUAAAGGGCCGCACAAUGCAGUUCUUGAAGUAUAUCAAAUUGCCUGUCAUAGUGUCAAACUGAAGAAAGUUAAUGAUAAAAAUUAGUAACUUAAUGGUUAAAAAAAAAAAUUAUAUCUAUUAGACUGAUUGUGAAAUGUUCAAAAUGGAACAAUAAAAUGCAAAUAAUGAAAAGUGAAAGCAGAAAUGGGUACAAGACUGAAGGCAAGUGUAGUACAAAUGAACCUUUAGAAAAGCUGUAUGUGGGUUACGUCCAGUGCAUUGUAAGGUGAAGACGGAAACAGUAGAUUAGUGUGUGAGCCACUAAGUCUUAUGAGAGGAUGAAAAUACUGUUUGAAGGAACAAGGUAAGAGGAGGGCAAACUUGAAGCAAUGAAACGCGUAAUAAUAUGGCGUGCACAUGUGAUAGAUAUAUAUAUAUAUAUAUACAUACAGUAUGGAUCUCUCUGUUGCAAUUCUUGUUACUUAGAAGUGAAACCAGUCUGUAUUGAACAGGAGUUAAAAAAAAAAAAAAAGGUGAAUGAGAUAAUAGGAGCUGAAAGUGAAAGAGGGAAAUGUAUUUAAGUGCUUUCUACAGUAUUUUCUGGCUGCACAUUGCUUCAUUUUUGCAACUGAUAUGUAAUGAUUUGAAUAUGUUGAUAGGUUUCUUCAUCCUUUAUAUAUUGGGAUUAGAACAGGGCUAUUUAUCCUUCUGAGGAACAUGCAAGUCUGUACUGAAACGCGUCAAGGUCCCUUAACUUGUUCACACUGUUGCAGCAAAGGCUUUUCUUCAUCUAACAUCAAGAAUUACCACCACCCAGACUCACCGUUACUGAUUUAACAUGGGACAGUAAAAACUGACUGUAUCGGAUAAUCCAGCUAUUAGUGCAAUAGGAUGUGUUAAACAGCACAGCUUUGCAGUCAACCUCUUCCUGGACAUUAAAGGAUCUUUUACGUGUUCACUGCCAUAGACAUGUUUCUCUACAUAUGAUCUCUAAUGAUAGACAUUUUGUUCCAUAGAAGCUGUGAUUUCAUUUAAGAGCCUCCUGAUUUUAUGACUCUUUAAUUCCCUCUUAGCUGCUAACAGAUUCACAGAAGUCUCUUUAUUAUGUUGAUUUUUUUUUCUUUUA